CCUGCUGUUGUGCUGGGGGGUAGGGUGGGUGGGAGGGAGGGGCAUGGGGCUUUGCUGCUCAAUGGGGGAUAAUCCCCUGUGGGGAGGGGCUUGCUGAAUGCCUGGGUCCCCUCCCAUUUUGGGGUCCUGUGGGAGCCCAGAUGCCUGGGUCCCCUCCAGUUUUGGGGUAGUGGGGUGCUGGGGGAGCCCAGAUGCCUGGGUCCCCUCCUGUUUUGGGGUGCUGGGGAGCUCGGAUGCCUGGGUCCCCUCCUGCCCUGCUGGGGGGGAGGGACUGGCUGUGGGGAUCCAGUUGGCCAGGCCCUGAAGAGCCCACCACCCCCAUGUCACUACACACAUAGUCCCUGUGCUGCCCUUCCGGUGUCCUUGUCCCUGCUGCCAUGUCCUGCUGUCCCCAUCCCCCUGGCCCCCAUGCCAUGGCUUCGUCCCUACUUGACCUCAGUGAUGACCCCAUGUCACCACUGCCUGGGGUCCCUCAUGCCUGUCCCUGCACUGGCCCUGUGACUCCAGUGUCCCUGUCCCACUGCUGUCCCCAUGAUGGAGACGCCCUGGUGACAUCCAUCCAUCCCUUCAGCAGAUUCUGAGCACGGUGGAGGCCCAGGCUCCCAGCACCCCGGGGGCCAUCCGGAUGUGGCCCUGUCCCUUGUGGCCGUACCAGUGGUGGCAGUGCCGGGGGCCAGGGGGUGGCAGCGGCAGUCCUUUCCAAUGGGGCCCCCCCGGGGCCCCCCCAUGGCUGAUGAUAGCAAAACCAACCUGAUCGUCAACUACUUGCCCCAGAGCAUGAGCCAGGAGGAGCUGCGAAGCCUCUUUGGUAGCCUUGGGGACAUUGAGUCCUGCAAGCUUGUCCGCGACAAGGUCACUGGGCAGAGCCUGGGCUACGGCUUUUCAAACUACGUUGAGGCGGGUGACGCUGACAAGGCCAUCAGCACCCUCAACGGCCUCAAACUGCAGACCAAGACCAUCAAGGUGUCCUAUGCUCGGCCCAGCUCAGCCUCCAUCCGUGACGCCAACCUCUAUGUGAGCGGCCUCCCAAGGCCCAUGGGGCAGAAGGAGAUGGAGCAGCUCUUCUCCCAGUAUGGCCGCAUCAUCACCUCCCGUAUACUUGUUGACCAGGUCACAGGUGUCUCGCGGGGAGUGGGCUUCAUCCGCUUUGACAAGCGUGUGGAGGCAGAGGAGGCUGUCCGGGGUCUGCACGGACAGAAACCGCUGGGUGCUGCUGAGCCCAUCACUGUCAAGUUUGCCAACAGCCCGGGCCAGAAGUCAGGGGGGGCCCUGCUCAGCCUCUGCCCCAGUGCCCGCCGCUAUGGCGCCCUGCACCACCCCCCCCAGCGCUUCCGGCUCGACAAUUUGCUGAAUGUGGCCUACGGCGUGAAGAGGUUCUCCCCGUUGGCCAUCGAGGCAGUGCCAGGGCUGGCUGGAGUGGGCCUGGGGGCCCCCGGCACUGGCUGGUGCAUCUUUGUCUACAACCUGGCACCUGAGGCAGAUGAGAGUGUCCUCUGGCAGCUCUUUGGCCCCUUUGGUGCUGUCACCAACGUCAAGGUCAUCCGCGACUUCGCCACCAACAAGUGCAAGGGCUUCGGCUUUGUCACCAUGACAAACUACGAGGAGGCGGCCAUGGCCAUCGCUAGUCUCAACGGCUACCGCCUGGGUGACCGUGUGCUCCAGGUCUCAUUCAAGACCAGCAAACAGCACAAAGCCUGAGCCCCACCCCACUGGCCCCACCUUGGCCCCCAGGACCAGGUCCCCUGGCACCACCAGGCCACAGAGAUCCCCAAGGACACCCUGGAGACCAUGGAGAACACCCCCGGACAUGUUGGGGCCCCCUCCAUGGGCACCAAGGACAGCAUGGGGACAUCCUAAGGAUAACCCUGGAGACUGUGGGGACCCCCACCAGGCACCAAGGACACCUGGGGGAACUCCCCACCCUGGAGACCUUGGAGAGCUCCCCCGGACACUUGCAGAUCUUGGGGACGCCCCCUCCUCCAUGGGGACACUCGAAGCACAGCCUGGAUACCAUGGACACCCCCACCUCUCCCCUAGGCACUGUGGACACCCUGAGGACUCCCCCCAGGUGCCCCAGAGCUCUUGGACACUGUGGGGGCACAGAGGUGUUUGGGCCACCCCUCCCAGCUCCCACCUGUGAAAUCAUGCCACCCUGGAAAGACUGGAGAACCCCCAGGACACUGAGAACACACUGGGGACCCUCCCCAAGGCACCCUGAAAACCCUGGGAAUUGUGAAGGAGUCGGGAUAUGGAGGAGGAUCACCUCUGAAGCCCCCAGGAAUGCCAUGGGUGCCCCCUCAAGGACCCCAGGAACCCCCCCUCAGCACCUUGAGGUGUUGGGGGGCACCUCCUGGGCACUGUGGAGACCAUGUAGGUCGGGGGUCCUUGUCCCUCCUCCAGCAUCCAGAAGCCAUGGUGACCUCCAGCGAGCCCAGGUACUUCGGGGCCCCCCUGCCCAGGGCCCCCUGCACUCCCCUGGGGCAAGUGCCAGACAGGCCCGCCCCCCCCCAUUCUCCUUCUCUGCAGGGUGUGUGUGCACCCCAAAAUGGGGAGAAGUGGGGGGCCCCCCCCCCUUUUAGGGGUGUCCUGGCCCCGCAGGGGCAAGGUUGGCUUGGGUUGUAGACCCCACAGGGGUCUUCUGGGACCGAGCUGCCCUCCAGGGGCACCGGGAGGGGUGGGGUGGAAAAUGGGGGGAGCCCCUCCCCCUGUUCAACGAAACCCCGCCCAUGCGAAGACACGCCCCUCGGAGACCACACCCCCAGCUCAAAGGCCACGUCCCCUCCCCCGCAGCCCUAGCCCGCGGUGGCGCCCUUUGGCGGUGGCCGGACCACGUGGAGCGGCGCCCGGGAUACGCAGGUUCAAGCCCCAACUCUGGCUGCUGCCGCUGGGAGGGUCGUGUCCUGCCCCUCCCCCCACCCCCCCAUUCGGUUUAUUUUGUCCCCAGGCUAGUGCCAAGUGGGGGAUGUGCUCUGCUCCCCCUCCGGUCCAGGAGUCCGGGGUGGGGGGUGUCUGCUCUCUCUCCUCUUUUUUUUCCAUUGGUGUCUUUUUACUGAAGGGGGAAAUUUUUUGGGGAGAAAGAACAAAAAACCCCCAACGAAUAAUAACAAUAAUGGUAGCGCUAAAUGGUAGCGAGGAGAGAAACCGACACAGUGAGCGGUGACUCCUCCGGAGUGACAGACACAUACCCAUCUAUUUUUAUAAGAGAAGAAAAAAAAAUUAAAAAAAAAAAAAAAUCCCCUGAACUCCCCCCCAAAACCUGCCCCUGUGGGGGGCGGGGGGAGGGAAGUUGCAGGGGGUGGGAAUCUGUUAUGUGCCCUCCCACCCCCCCGUGUUGCUUGGAGGCAGGACCAGAGGUUGUGAUCCCCAGGAAUGGUCACAGCACUUUCUGGAGCUGGGUCAAUGGCACUAAAAUGCCACCAGGUUGAGACUUCCAGGGGGUCCCACUGCUUCUGAGCCUCUGGCACCCCCAAACUGGGGUGUGUGUGUGUGUGUGUAUCCACACUGCCCUGUCCCCACCCUUCUCCAAACACCCCCAAAAUAGGCAUUUUUGCCCCAACUUCCUCAGCUUGCUGGGGCAGGUGCUUUUGCUUGGCCAGUUUGAGCAUCCUGGCCAAAGAAAAGGUCAAAAAAGCCCCUGAAACUCCCAACAGGCUGCCACCUAUAGCAGCCCCAUCUUUAUUAUUAUUAUUAUUAUUAUUAUUAUUAUUAUUAUUAUUAUUAUUAUUAUUAUUAUUAUUGUUAUUGUUAUUGUUAUUGUUGUUAUUACUAUUGCUAUUAUUAUUAAUUUUCUCUUCUCCGUCGGGAUAAUUUCUUGCUUUUCAGUGGUUUCAGUUCCUAUUUAUUUCCAAUUCUUCUCUGGCUUUCCCCAGCCCUGGGACCCCUGGGGCCCUCUGCUCCUCCUGGGUUCCCUAGGACCCCCACCCAUCCCAGGUCCUGCUUUUUGCGUUGCGUCGUGUUGUGCCCGUUUGCAGCUCCUUGUAGUUUUAACUUAUUGUUAAUGUAAAUAUGUAUUACUCCCCCCUCCUCCCCACCUGUGUGUGUGUGUGUCCGUCCCUGGGGUAGGCAAGGGACCCAGGUGUCCAGGACUGCCCCUACCCCACCAAGCUAUGACCCACCUGCCCCACCCUGGGGCGGCUUCACCCUGGGGACCCCCAUCCCAGGGACCCAGGCAGCCCCAGCCCCAGCAGGAUGGGUGGGUUGAGGGGACCCCCAGUUCAGUAGCAAUAAGAGCUGCACCCCAGGGGCCCUGCCUUGCCCCCUCCCCCCUCCAUUUGUCUGAGGUGGGGGGGGGGACCCACCAUGGGGAGAAAGCUCCUGAGCGUGAACAGGCCCCCCUGCGGUGGAGUGGGGCCCCUGGAGGGGAUGGGCUUCUGGCCCCCACUCCCGGACUUGGCUGUUUGUACUUUUCAUGGCAGAAAUAAAAAAAAUCUUAAAAAAAAAAAUUUCAGAAAUUGACAUGUGUGUGGGUUGGGGGGUAUGUGUGGCCCUGUGUGAUGUGACCACACCCCAAAGCACAGGGCACCCCAGGGGUGACAUCCUUCACUGUC
This is a messenger RNA of Falco peregrinus (peregrine falcon), 4547 nucleotides long. It is a transcript of the gene ELAVL3, whose product is annotated as ELAV like RNA binding protein 3. NCBI's taxonomy places the organism in Eukaryota, Metazoa, Chordata, Aves, Falconiformes, Falconidae. Gene Ontology annotation, cellular component: ribonucleoprotein complex. Gene Ontology annotation, molecular function: RNA binding. The record is from RefSeq and is a predicted model, not a curated record.